UCGCUAGCGCGGCGGCGGGGAGGGCAGGGCAGCGCCUGUAACUGGAAACCGGAGCCUUCACCGUCACCGCGCCGCCACUUUCCAUUCACUCCUAGGUGCUUAAUUGAGAGCUGGGGAGAAGCGCUCCUGGUGCCUUAGGAGCCCAGCUAUAAGGAUUAUUUUACGAAGGAGCCGGGAGUACCUUUGCAACCACCGGAAAGAGAGACUUUUCCUUAUUUUUUUUUAAUCUCCCCUCCACACACGCAAUGAGCCAGGUUUGGAAUUAAAAUAUUCUGGUUACAGGAGUGGAGUCCGUAAACUGAGAGAAACCAGAUAGAAAUCUGUAUUACUGGUCUCUCCAAUAGCUGGGUUUCGUUUCUUGGAUAUUAAGUUGCAAAUCUGAAGAGAUGGCAUUUCUUGCACUGCAAGUGUUGAUUGGGAUAUUUAUUUACUUUAGCAGUGUAAAAGGAUCUUCCCAGCCUCAAGCAAGAGUGUUUUUAACAUUCAAUGAGUUGCAAGAAACUAAGACCUCCGAAUAUCACAGAAUAUCCCACAGUCCCCUGGAUUACAGGAUAUUAUUCAUGGAUGAAGAUCAGGAUCGGAUCUAUGUGGGCAGCAAAGAUCAUAUUCUGUCUUUGAAUAUUAAUAAUAUAAGCCAGGACCCUCUCAGUAUUUUCUGGCCAGCUUCAGGAAACAAGGUUGAAGAGUGCAAAAUGGCUGGCAAAGAUCCCACACAUGGCUGUGGAAAUUUUGUGCGCGUGAUCCAGUCGUACAAUCGCACCCACCUGUACGUCUGCGGCAGCGGCGCCUUCAGCCCUGUGUGCGUGUACGUGAACAGAGGGCGCAGGUCCGAGGAACAAAUCUUCAAGAUCGACUCCAAGUGUGAAUCAGGAAAGGGACGCUGUUCUUUCAACCCUAAUGUGAACACGGUGUCUGUCAUGAUCAAUGAAGAGCUUUUUUCAGGGAUGUAUAUUGAUUUCAUGGGGACGGAUGCUGCCAUUUUUCGGAGUCUGACCAGGAGGAAUGCAGUGAGAACUGACCAGCACAACUCCAAGUGGCUGAGUGAGCCUAUUUUUGUGGAUGCUCAUGUUAUCCCAGAUGGCACUGACCCCAACGAUGCCAAAAUCUACUUCUUCUUCAAAGAGAGACUCACAGACAACAGUGGCAGCACAAAGCAAAUUCAUUCAAUGAUUGCAAGAAUAUGCCCAAAUGACACAGGUGGUCAGCGUAGUCUUGUGAACAAGUGGACAACAUUUUUGAAAGCAAGACUCGUGUGCUCAGUAAUGGAUGAAGAUGGAACAGAAACGUACUUUGAUGAAUUAGAGGAUGUGUUUCUUUUAGAGACAGAUAACCCCAGAACAACACUUGUGUAUGGAAUUUUUACAACAUCAAGCUCCAUAUUUAAAGGCUCAGCUGUGUGCGUAUAUCAUCUAUCUGACAUACAGACUGUGUUCAACGGGCCAUUUGCACACAAGGAGGGCCCAAACCACCAGCUGAUUCCAUAUCAGGGCAGAAUUCCGUACCCGCGACCUGGCACAUGUCCAGGAGGAGCCUUCACACCUAAUAUGAGGACAACCAAAGAGUUUCCAGAUGACGUUGUGACCUUCAUCAGAAAUCACCCUUUGAUGUUUAAUCCCAUUUACCCAAUACACAAGAGGCCAUUAAUCAUCCGGAUAGGAGCCGACUACAAGUAUACAAAGAUUGCUGUGGAUCGAGUGAAUGCUGCUGAUGGAAAAUACCAUGUCUUGUUUCUUGGAACAGAUCAAGGAACCAUACAAAAAGUUGUUGUCCUACCCACCAACUUCUCUGCAAGUGGAGAACUCAUUUUAGAAGAGCUGGAAGUUUUUCAGAGUAAUUCUCCUAUAACAACAAUGAAGAUUUCAUCUAAAAAGCAACAGCUGUAUGUGAGCUCAGACGAAGGGGUCACACAGGUAUCCUUGCAUCGCUGCCACAUCUACGGGACCGCCUGUGCUGACUGCUGCCUAGCCCGAGAUCCUUACUGCGCCUGGGAUGGCAACUCCUGCUCCAGGUUUUAUCCCACAGGGAAAAGGAGGAGUCGUAGGCAAGACGUGAGACAUGGAAACCCUCUGACUCAGUGCCGAGGUUUCAACCUGAAAGCUUACAGAAAUGCUGCAGAAAUAGUUCAGUAUGGAGUGAAAAACAACACCACCUUUCUCGAAUGCACACCCAAAUCUCCUCAGGCUUCUAUCAAAUGGCUGCUACAGAAAGACAAUGACAGAAGGAAAGAGGUCAAGCUGAAUGAAAGGAUCAUAGCUACUGAGCAAGGACUCCUCAUUCGCUCUGUCCAAGACAGUGACCGGGGGCUUUACCACUGCAUUGCAACAGAGAACAACUUCAAGCAGACCUUAGCAAAGAUCAAUUUCAAAGUGUUGGAUUCAGAGAUGGUGGCUGUCAUGACUGACAAGUGGUCCCCUUGGACCUGGGCCAGCUCAGUCCGAGCACUGCAGUUCCACCCCAAGGACUUUGUGGGAGCUUUCAGCCACUCAGAAAUGCAGAUGAUUAACCAGUAUUGCAAAGACAGUAGAAUACAAGGUCAGCAGAGGGAAGAAUCCCAGAAGAUGAGAGGGGAAUACAGCAAACUAAAGGCCCUUAUCAAUAGCAGGAAAAGUAGAAAUAGAAGGAAUCAAUUACCUGGUUCUUAAUUUUAUUUUGUAGUAAUAGAUAUCUUUGUCCUCACUGUAGGGGGCUUAUAUUUGUCUAUUGAGAACAAAUUCGAGCAAAUCUGAUAAAAAAUAAAUGCAAAUCCAACAAGCCUCAGAAAAGAUCCUUCUCCCAGUAAGAUACAGUGAUGCAGUGUAACUUAACUAAAGAAAAUAAUUCAGAGCAUUUUCUUUCCUAGAUGCUUACUGACUGACACGAGGUUGGGCUCUGUCCUAGAGGCAGAACUGGGUAUUCAUCUUAAGCCAGAUUUACCUUUGACAUCUCAGUAUUUAAUUACAGCUGAGUAGAAAGUUUUACAAAAUCAAUGCCUUUUCUUGCAUUUCUGGAACUGUACCAGUCAGACUGGUGGUGAAAGAAUCUGGGUUAAGAUUAAUUCUCAAAGUGGGACGGUACUAUGAUUUCCUUGCACUGCAGAAAAUGAGUUUCUUCUUGUUUACUGUUCAGUAUUUGGUUUACAGCUUUCACUCAUUGUUCAAAUCAUGUGAAUGCAUGCUGAUGGGAAGCAAGUAAAGUAUAGUAGAAAUGUUUCAUUCAGAGGUCAAAUGAAGGAAUAAGUAGAAGAAAAACAAAACAAAAAGUUAAUUAUAGUUUAUCAGAGGAAACACUGAUUACGGUGCAUAGUGUGAGUUGUAAUAAAUUCAUGAGUUCUGGAAUAUAACUUAAAAUAUCUGCUCAUAUUGAUUUUUAUUAAAAUAGGGUAUCCUAUAACACUACAUAGCUUUAUAAGUGGCACAAAACUAACAUAAGAAUGUUCGGUAUACAUACAAUUUUGAAAAACUCCUAAGUGACUUAGGUAUUUUAGCUGUUGUUCAAAGAAUUACUCUCCAAUUUUUUUCAAAGAACAGAAGAUGGGUAUACUGUUUACUCAGAAAUGAAAAAUAUAGAUUAUCUGUUCCAUGAUUAAAUUGGAGCUGGUCUGCAAUGUGGAAACAAGACAUGAGUGUCUUUGAAAAAAAAUUAAACAUUAUUUUUUCAACUGUUUUCUCACAAUUGCAAAUAUUUUAACUAGAAUUUUCUAGUCAUUGUACCCUUUUUAAUUUUCAUUAUUUCCUCUUAUUUUCAGUUUUCUGCUGAAAAGAUGAGGAAAAGAAAAAUGUUAAGACAAAAAAGAGGAAUGAGGGGAAAACAGAACUGAAAAAUGUGUUUGGGUCAAAAACCAGAAAGUAUAAUAACUGGGGAGACACUUUUAAGCAGAAAUAUUUUUGUUUAAGAAGCAGCAAGUGUAACAAAGUAUGUUUAGUUGAAAAUUGGGUAAAUGUGCAUCAAGCCAUCCUGGGAUUUUUAUAUAUAUUUUUUUAGCAACAUUAAUGCCAAAUAAACUACGGACAAAUCUUCCUCAGUUUAGUAGGUAACAGUGUUCUGGAAGCCACUGAGCCUGUUCAAAAGAGAUAGAUAACAAGGAUUUAAAAGGUAUGAGAAAUAUUGUGAUUUAUUCCAUGAUAUUUUAUAAUAUUCAAAAAUAUAUUUUAAAAAAAAAAAAAAAAGAGUGAAAUGAUUUCUGGAUCUAGAAAAGGUAAGAAAAAGUAAUUUUGAAAAGUUGUUAGUUCCAGCCAGUAACAGAUGAAUACUGUAUUUUAAAAUAUAGCUUUAAACAUUGCAAUGGGUCUUUGUUGAAACUCUGGGCAUUAUUUUGAUUCUGCUUCUAUGAGAAUACUUUGGGAGUAACUCUACAGGGCAUAGGAGAACACUCCCAGGUUUCUAGCAGCGUGAGUUAAGAUCUAGUGCAGUGGAGGUAACUGGUAUUUACCUGAUGUCAGUUAGGUGUGUCCCUUUAUCACCACCUGAUGCAGAAUACCUGGGAAAUGCGCCCUGAUUGAUCAAACCAGUUAAACACUAAGUCCCUUUGCCACUGGUGGGAGCUCUUAGAAUUUAAUUUGUAUGCUUACUGCUUGCUUCAAAGUGUGGGGGUUAGUUGGGGCAACUCCAGCCUGCACAUGUAUAUCCAUCAAGUUAAGUGCUUUCCUGAAGCAAGGCCUAGAAGUGUGUUUCUGCAAUAUGUUGCCACUGCUAUCUGUGGUCCUUCUUAUAGAAACCAUUGGGAAACUUUCACUUCAGUGAGCUUGGAUGUGGCCCCAAGAGCUGGCAAAGUGGACUCUGAGGGAAAAAAAAAGAAAAAAAAAGAAAAAAAAAAAAAGAAAAAGGAAAAUUAGAUGAGUAAGGGAAUAAGAUUAUUUUCUUCCCUAGCUGACUUUCACUGCAGCAACCUACAUUUUUUUCCUACUUUUUUCUUUUUUUCUGAGGAUGACUGACUUGUAAAGUGUGUAAGUGACAAACCAAAAAUCAAGUGCCACAAAAUACAACUACCUCCUGGAAUGACAUUAGUGCAUAUAUUCUGUAUGAUGCCACGCUCUUCCUAUUUCCCCAGUGGAUUCACUGCAGAGUUAGUGUGAUAUUAAUGUCUAUUGUGAGGAUCAUAAUUGCUUCCAGAUGGAACAGAGUGAUUAAUAGAUAUUUAAGGGUACAAUUAACUCUUUAAGUGGUUAGGUACAGUGAUAUUUUAAUAGGCCCCCAUUAGGCCUCAGAAAUUACAGUUACACUGUUUUCUAGUAGACUAUUGGCAAUAAGGGAUUCCAUUAAAACAAUCAGCAUAGCUCAGAGUUUCACAUGAUUAUAAAAUAAUAUUUUUAAAGCUGCUUCAUAUACCAUUAUUAUGGUAUGACUGUUUAAGGGAUUAUACUUAAACUAACAUUUUUCCUGCUGCAUGAAAACUUCAGCUUCUGUCAGUUCAUAACCAGUCCAAGCUUCCAUACUGUAGUAGCCCUCCCCUGUGUAUAGAGUAACCAGGAGCCAGAUACUCAGCUGAUACAAACUAAUGUAACUUCCUUGCUGUCCAUUUAGCUACUGUGGUUUAUACCAGCUGAGUUUGGCCCUAAAUGUACAGAAUAGACAAAUGGCAAUUUUUAUUUGUUGAAAGUAGCCCCUCUACUGUAGGUGACACCAAAACUUAAGACUGUAAUAUUGUUUGUGCUAUUUAAUAAUUCCUUUUUUGAGGAUUACUAAAUAAUGUAUAUAAUUUUAUUCCUUAAAAAAUACAAAAGCAAAAUUACUUCUAGGCAUAACUUCACCAAAUGUAAAGAUAUGUUCUCUGCUACGAACUUCACCAUGUACUGGCUUUUUUUUUUUUGGCUAUUUUUAUUUUGUGUAGUUUGUAAAGUUUGCUGAUAUCUUGACCUAACAAUGUGUUCUUUGCAAUUGUUGUUACUGUAGAUAUGCGUGUUUUAUUAAGAAAAUCUUGUUUCUAAAAGUGUAGGUAUGUGUAUAAGUUCCUAGCAUGAUGAAACUGUUGUUACAGUGAAUAUGCAUUAUAUAGUGUAUAAGAAAGAACAAAAUGUAGUUUAACAUAGUGCUAUUUAAUUGAAUAUCUAAAAUACUAUUUGCCUGACAAAAUAAAGUGUGUUGCAACAAUUUAACAAA
Molecule: messenger RNA, 6075 nt
Organism: Apus apus (common swift)
Lineage: Eukaryota; Metazoa; Chordata; Aves; Apodiformes; Apodidae
Gene: SEMA3C
Product: semaphorin 3C
Exons: 18
Coding region: 387-2642 (751 amino acids)
Biological process (GO): negative chemotaxis; semaphorin-plexin signaling pathway; neural crest cell migration
Molecular function (GO): semaphorin receptor binding; chemorepellent activity
Source: RefSeq, a predicted model, not a curated record